UAAAAUUAAUAAAUGCAGUGGAAUAUUUAUCUUUUCUCUUUAAUAAUUAUUAAAAUUUAAUUGAUAAUUUCAUAUCAGUUCCUUUAUUGUCUACGUUAUCUCAAUGUCGAUACAAUACCAUUGCAUUCUUUUUCUAUGAUUCAGCAUAAUUGCGCAAUUUUUUCUUGGUGACACAGCGUUUUCCGCCAUUAUUCCCAUUUAUGCAUGCUUAGUAUAACGAGCUUUCUUCAUUUUAAAUAAUUAUCAAAGCUCAACUUUAUGUGUAAAAAAUGAAAACAAUGAAUAAUUUUGCACUAAUAAAGGAUAGUGAAGGAUCCUAUCACGUCUACAAAUCUAAAAUAUUACAGAAAGAUGAAAAAAAUAGAGAAAAGUUUAUUUUAGAUAACAUCUCUGUGUCAGUACUUUAUUUCAAUGAUGACCAACAAACAUUGGAUGAAUUAUGCAAAAAUUUAAACUCGAAGUCACCAAGUCUCAAGCUUAUUGAUACUGUUAGGGCCAAAAAGCCAAUAAUAAUUGAAGAUAAAACUUUGCCGAAACCUCGUGUUUUAAAGUUCUCUAAGAAAGAGUACACAAAUGGUUUGUAAUUUUAGAGUUAUAUAAUCA
Molecule: messenger RNA, 603 nt
Organism: Cotesia glomerata
Lineage: Eukaryota; Metazoa; Arthropoda; Insecta; Hymenoptera; Braconidae
Exons: 2
Coding region: 270-584 (104 amino acids)
Source: RefSeq, a predicted model, not a curated record